Mucor mucedo is the source of this 986-nucleotide messenger RNA. RefSeq names its product SAM-dependent RNA methyltransferase. Gene Ontology annotation, biological process: peptidyl-arginine methylation. The coding region runs from base 300 to 947 and encodes 215 amino acids. The record is from RefSeq and is a predicted model, not a curated record. NCBI's taxonomy places the organism in Eukaryota, Fungi, Mucoromycota, Mucoromycetes, Mucorales, Mucoraceae. The transcript has 3 exons. Gene Ontology annotation, molecular function: protein-arginine omega-N monomethyltransferase activity.
AAAAAAAAAAAAAAAAAUGCACACCUCAAAUUUAAUUCACUAUUAAAAAAAAAUAAAGUUGUUGUGCUCCCCCAAAAAUGACAGUUCAACCCAAAAACUGAAACGGUUUACAUCUAAAAAAAAAUCCCCCAAAAUGCUAUUAUGAAAAUCAUUUAGAAUCCAAAAGAAAAAGUGUACCUUUUAAGCCACAAAAGAUGUUUGCAGUGUAGUGCGGUAAAGCCCCAACGGCGGGGGAGACUGAAAAUUUCUUUUUUCUAUUUUUUCCCUAUUACCAUUAUUUUUUUCAUAGAAACAUAACCAUGGCAACCAGUCAAUGCUCAUACAUUAUCGAACACAUGGAGGAUGCCAUGCAUGAAUGGUGUGCUUUAGAGUACAAGCACAUGUUGCAAAAGAUUGGACCUGAUCAUCUUUACUUUACAUCUUUGACAGAUAAAUGUAUGAAUGAAGGUAUGCCCGAGGAACUCAAGUCAGCCAAGUGUCACCAAAUUGACGUAUUGAAUUUGCCUGGUGUCAAGCACGAAGAAAUCUGCUUGUUGGACCCUGCUGGUACCUCCGAGUUGGCACCUGAGGAUGGUGACAAGUUUAAGUAUUUCUUGUUUGGUGGUAUUUUGGGUGACCACCCACCCAGAGAUCGUACUGGAGAGUUGCGUAAAUUGGGAUUUGCAGGUAGACGUCUUGGUCCUGUUCAAAUGACGACUGAUACUGCUGUCAAUGUCACAAAGAGAGUGGUAGAGGAUAAAAUUCCUUUGGACAAGAUCCCUUACAUUGACUAUCCAGAGAUUUUCUUUUCUCGCCAUGAAUCUGUCACAAUGCCUUUCCGUUAUAUUGCAGAGACCAAGACCAUUACUACUAAAGCAGGAGAGGAAAAGACAAUCAAAAAGCCCUUGAUGCCUCCUGGUAUGUUGGAAUUACUCAAGAAAGAUAAUGAAAUGACGCUUGAUUUUUAAAAUAAUAAUAAUAAAAAAAAAAAAUAAUUAAUAAUGAAA